Coprinopsis cinerea okayama7#130 is the source of this 2622-nucleotide messenger RNA. RefSeq lists its product as hypothetical. The record is from RefSeq and is a predicted model, not a curated record. Gene Ontology annotation, cellular component: lipid droplet. The transcript is spliced from 6 exons. NCBI's taxonomy places the organism in Eukaryota, Fungi, Basidiomycota, Agaricomycetes, Agaricales, Psathyrellaceae. The coding region runs from base 1 to 2622 and encodes 873 amino acids.
AUGCCUGCAGGAACACCCAUGCAUCCAGGUAUACCGAAAGACGUCGUCGCUAUCUUUCACACCUCCUUCCAUCCGACGAAAGGCAACGUUUUGGACUGGUGCUUGAAGGCCCCAGGCUGGGAAGACCUCCAAACCGACAACCUAGGGCUAGAAUUCAGCGCCCUACCCAGCGGGUUACAUCAACUCGACGAAGACAUCGUUCACUUCACCUCGUGCAUCAAGCCAUCAUCAACAGCGUCAUCUUCAACCAGCAAACCGCCCGAUCCUCCCAAACUUCUCCACGCCCUCUCGCUCUUUCGGCGACGCCGCACACCCAACCCGACGUAUCGUGGGUUCCUCCUCAGUGCUCUUGGAAUCUUGGUCGUCCCGAGUUACCCGGAUUGUAGCGGCCAGCGAGGAGUGAAGAAGCCAAGACCGUGGCGUCAUGUCGAGGCGCUAAGAGCCGUCGCAGAACGCUGUUAUAGUCGACCCGGAAGCGACCCAAGCGCGACACCAGAAACCGGUAAACUCGUGGACGUUGACGCCGCGGCAGAAGAGUGGUAUGAACCAGCACGAAUCUUCCUUGCGGACUACGGCGUCGCCUCCCCAAACUUCCGCGACUAUCUCGCGCAAGAUGACGACGCUUCAGAACCAACGCCAUCAGAUUCGGCUGUACUGGACGACCUGCGCAUCGAAAUUGCAGUCUCGAACGCCGCGGAUAGGCAGCAUAUACCCACCCUCCAACUCCCCAGUCUCCUUACGCUCCUCGGCCCCUCGAGCGUCACGCUCUUUCGUCAUUUGCUCGCCCGUAAACGUAUCAUGGUCUUCACGAAUGUCCCCGUUGGUCCUGCAUGCACCAUGUGCUACGCGAUGGUGGACAUGGUUCGCGCGGUACAGUCUAACGAUCCGACGGACGACGAUGUGACUAUUUCCCCGCGCCAUUCCGCUCCUGUCCGUGUACUUGGGAUGCUAACCCUUAAUGACCUCGUCAGCGAAACCAAGAGCGGACUCCUGGAAGACAAAAUCGAAGAAGGGCGUGGCUGGGUUGCAUGCACAACCGACGCUCUGUUCCUUGAGAAACCGCAAUAUUACGACCUCCUUAUCGACCUAACUGCGCUAUCUACCUACUCUACCCUAUCGUCUUCCGCUUCAUCUUCGGGUCUUUACUCCACCACGUCUCGAUCCUCGUCAUCUCCAUCGUCAGGACCGUCAUUAGAUUCCAACGGAAAGAAGCCGUCCAACCUCGCAUCAAAUCGACCACGACCGACGUUUUACGUCUCAAAACUUUCCAGUAGCUCAGGAUCCCGUCCUUCGUAUAAACUGUCCCAGACCCGUUGGGCUUGGUCGGACGUUCGAUUAUGGAGCGAAAUCGACCGUGUACUGCGAACGGUCCAGAGUGACCUCCCGGCGCACGUCAUCUCCCCCCACUGCCAAGUCUGCAACCCCAAAUCCGAACCUUCAGUCACAGUCCUACAAUCUUCUUUAUCGAGUGGAUCGUCCUCGUCAGGAUCCAGCACCUCCACGACCAAACCCAAGAAACGCAAGGGGAAGAGUAAAAGCCGGGAACGAAAUCGGGACCGGCGUGCCUCUUCGUCGGGUGUUCCUUCCUCCCCACGCCCUCAGCACCAGCACCAUCGCCAUUCGCUUUCCGUUGCUCCGCCCAGAGAAGGGUCGGAGGGCUCGCAGCUGGGACGGAUACCGGCUAUUCCGACGAGCUUGGUGGACGCGUGGAAGGUGUAUGAGGAUGUGUGCUUGGUCUGCGCGGGAGUUUGGAUGGGUGCACUGUGUUCUAGGGCUGGAGCUGCUGGUGCUCCUGUUGUUGGAUCUGCGACGCAAUCGUCUGGUUCGACCACCCGUUCUACGAGCGCACCCUGCUGCGUCCCCCCUCGACCUACAUCGCCCUUGACUCUCCCUCCUGAGAUCGAUGGUAGUGGCGGGUUGGUACCUUCAAGCACGACCGGAGUGCAACUCGACGGCGACGAUGACAUCCUCUUGCGGACCGUCCGCGGUGCGCCUGGUAAGGCCCGCGAAGUCUCGACAUCAACUGCGAACACGGCGGCCAGCGAUAAGACUCUAGUAACCGCGAACCACCUAGAAGUCAAGUUUGACGGUGAAGCCGAAAACACUACCUCUGCCUCAGGCUCGACAACGACCAACUGGAGCACCGAAAUCAUGAUUACGCUCGGCUUACUCUACACCCUCGAGCGGUACGCUCGUUGGCAGAUCGGGGUCCUGCAUGCGUAUGUGCGGAGUUUGGUCGUUGCCCGCCGUAUGGAGCCCGUUAGCAACAAGGACGUCCUACUCGACGAGGACGGGAAUAUGGGUCUCAAACUCACGCUCACACCGAGGGAUGUGGUUCUCCUCGACUUGAACCCGCUCAGUUCAGGAGACGUCCGGUACCUCGAGGCUCUCGUUAGGGAGUACGCGGGGCAGGUGGUCGUCAAAGUGGAAGUGGAUACUCCUGAAGAUCAACAAGUGCAAUCUGACGAAGAGGAAGUGACGACGUUGCAGGAGGACUCGGGGAGGCAGCAGCAGGGAACUUCGACGACGAGAUCUAGAGGAGGGCAGAAGGAUGUUAAUAUUGAUUUGGUUGUGAAGCGGGGAUGGAGGGAUUUGGUUGGUGUUGUAUUUGGGUUUGUGUAG